This is a messenger RNA of Pochonia chlamydosporia 170, 1746 nucleotides long. RefSeq names its product dihydroxyacetone kinase (DakA). Gene Ontology annotation, biological process: glycerol catabolic process. Bases 1 to 1746 code for a protein of 581 amino acids. NCBI's taxonomy places the organism in Eukaryota, Fungi, Ascomycota, Sordariomycetes, Hypocreales, Clavicipitaceae. Gene Ontology annotation, molecular function: ATP binding; glycerone kinase activity. The transcript has 4 exons. Gene Ontology annotation, cellular component: cytosol. The record is from RefSeq and is a predicted model, not a curated record.
AUGUCCGUCAAGCACUUCUCAAACGACCCUACGUCACUUGUGGCAGCGGCUCUCCGUUCGGCUACUUACACAAACCCAUCACUUGCUUUCGACGCCGCUCAAAAGAUUGUGUCCCUUCGCGAUGCUGCGUCUCAACCCACUGUAGCCCUCAUUUCUGGUGGAGGAUCCGGCCACGAGCCUUCCUUCGCAGGCUUCGUUGGCAAUGGCUUCUUGACAGCGGCCGUGGCUGGUUCUGUCUUUGCCUCUCCUUCUGCGGAGCAAGUAUUCCGAGCGAUUCGAAAGGUGGGAUCUGCGCAGCCAGAGCGAGGCAUCUUGGUCAUCAUUAUGAACUACACUGGUGACAUGCUGCACUUUGGUAUGGCUGUUGAAAAGGCUCGCGCUGAAGGUAUCAAGUGCGAGUUGCUUGUCGUAGGUGACGACGUUGGUGUUGGGCGAGCCCGUGGAGGGAGAAUUGGGCGAAGAGGCCUGGCUGGGACUGUACUGGUGCAAAAGAUUGCCGCGGCAUCUGCUGCCUCUGGGGCCACACUGGAGCAAGUAUACAAGAUUGCCAAUCUUGCAGCUCAAAACACGGCUACUGUUGGCGCAUCCCUGUCCCACGUCCAUGUUCCCGGGCGAGAAAUCGUCCCCGAUGAACUCGGCGAUGAAAUCGAAAUCGGCAUGGGCAUUCACAAUGAAGAAGGCUUUGGGCGAGUGAAGACAGAUUUACCUGGCCUCGUGUCCACUAUGCUGAAGCAGCUCCUUGACCAGUCUGACAAAGACAGGGCAUAUAUCAAUGUCCAACCUUCUGAUCAAGUAGUAGCACUUGUUAAUAAUUUGGGAGGUAUUAGUGCGCUCGAGCUCGGAGCUAUCACUACAGAGGUAGUCGACCAGCUUGCGUCCAAACAUUCCAUUCGACCUGUGCGUCUUCUCAGCGGCACGUACAUGACCAGCUUGAACGGAAUGGGUUUCAGCAUCACACUCCUCAAAGUCGUAGAUAAGUCCUUUGUGGAACUGAUUGAUGCACCGGCUGAUGCGGCAGGAUGGUCGCCUGCAGUUCAGACACAGAACUGGGGACGUGACAUCGACACUAGCAGGCAACCUGAUGAGCACGCUGAAGCUGGCCAGGAUGAUGCAAACAAUGUUUCUAGCAACCUUACCAUCAACUCCGAUUUUGCAGCUCAAAAGCUCAAGUCUGCCCUCAACAGCCUCAUUGCUGCUGAGCCCCAAAUCACAAAGUACGACACCAUAGUUGGCGACGGAGACUGCGGUCUUUGUCUCAAAACAGGCGCCGAAGCGGUUCUCAAGUUCAUUGAGUCGCAACCUGUACCGUCCGAUGUCGUCCGCCUGGUUCACAACAUUGCUCAAGUUGUUGAGAGCAGUAUGGAUGGUACCUCAGGCGCCCUGUACGCUAUUUUCAUUAACGCCUUUGCGUCUGGCCUGCAAUCCGCAUCCUCCAACUCUCAACAAGAAAUUACGCCGCAAAUCUGGGCUGCGGGUUUACAAGCUGCGCUUACAAGUCUGGCAAAGUACACUCCGGCUCAACCAGGUGAUAGAACUGUAGUGGAUGCUCUUGCGCCAUUCGUUGCCACAUUGGCACAGACACUUGAUCUGGGAAGCGCUGUCAAGGCAGCUGAGAAGGGUUGUGAAUCUACAAAGGGCAUGGAAGCAAGUUUGGGUCGAUCUGUGUAUGUCAGUGCCGAGGGAUGGAACUCCUGCCCUGACCCCGGAGCGUAUGGAUUGGUGAAGCUGUUGGAGGGAUUGAUUUAG